AUGGCGGGUUACCCCCUCCAGACGUACACCGUGGUGACUGAGGACGGCUACGUGCUGCGCAUGGAGCGCAUCCCAAGGCCGGGGGCGCACGACGUGGCGCUUUUCAUGCAUGGUGUCCUGGACACCUCCCUGACCUGGGUGUCCUCCGGCGUCACGGGCAGCCAGGCCUUUGCCGCCUGGGACCAGGGCUUUGACGUGUGGCUGGGCUCGUCGCGCAGCAACCCGCCACGUGUGGCAACAAACCCGGCCCACCAGGGCAUGGCCUACUGGAAGUACACACUCAACGAGCUGGGCAUAUACGACGUGGCGGCACAGGUCGACAGGCUGCACGAGGUCAAGAUGCAGGAGCUGGGGGGCCGCGACCCACGCCUGGACCUGCGAUACGCGGGAGACUCCGCCGGCUGGACCAGCGGCGAGCCCUCGGCGCCCGCCGCCGCGCCUGCUGUCAGGGGCGCCGCCGCAGCCGCCGCGGCUGACGCCGGCGCGGGCGAGCCGCUGUUCGGCGGGGAGGGCGUCAGUGGCGGUGGCGGCGGCGGCGGCGCCGCUGGCGGCGUGGUCGCGGCGGCCACGCUCGCGGGGCGCCUGCCGCGGCUGCGAAUGCAGAGGUCGGUGAGCGACCAGCAGCUGCUGCUGCAGGCAGCACAGGGGCGGCCGCCGGCGGCGUCGCCGGGGCCCAGGGUGGCGGCAGCGCCACGCGCGUUGGCUGGCAUGUCGGCACACGUGGCAAGGGCUGCGUCGGCGUCGGAGCAUGGCGGCGCAGGCGCCGCCGCAGGUGCCGCCGCCGGCCUCGGCGCGUGGCUGCGCCGCGCAGCCCCGCGCUGGUCGUCGGGCGGCGAUGGCGGCGACGACGCUGCUAGCAGCGUCAGCGGCGAGAGCGACGGCGGCCGCGGCGGCGGGAGCGUCGAAUCGCAGGAUGAAGGAGAAACCUCUGCAGUCGGCUCGCGCGCGCUGAGCGCUGCGGCGCAGUCCGCCAGCGCGCUGGCGGAGCGCGUGGUCCAGGGCGCUGUGGCGCUGGGCAGCAGCAUAAGCAGCGGCAUCGCUGGCGGCCUCGCGCGCGCGCUGCCGUCCCAGGGUCCGCCGCCCCCCAAGGCGGCGCUCUGGCCGCUGGCUGGCGACACCCCCCCAGAGUCGCCGCGGAGCAACGGCGGCAACAGCGGCGGCGGCAGCGGCGGCGGCAGCGGCGCCGCGGCGCGUGGCGGCCGGCCUGAGGGCGGCAGGCUCGACACCGGCGGCGCCGCCGCGUCCCCGCCGCUCGCGCCGGUGGGGGGCGCGUCGAUGCGCCGCGCGCACAGCAGCCAGGCCAUGUUCAGCCUCGCGCGCGCCCCCGCGGCCGCCUCGCCGCCCGGCCUCCGGGGCGCUGGUGGCUGUCAUGGGUCCCCUAGCAGCGCGUCCAGCCUGGCCGCCGCCGAGCAGCAGCCGCCCUCGCCGGACGGCGCGCCGGUUGCGCACCCCGGGGCGUUCCAGCCGCCUGCGCACGCGCUCAGCGCCCCGGCGGGCGGCCGCGCUGCGGGCGGCGCGGGGGCGGGGGCGGGGUCUGCGGCGGCGUCUCCUGCCGCCGACCCCUACAACCUGCGGGUGGUGGCCCAUAGCCUGGGUGGCGCCAGCAUGCUGAUCUACCUGGUGAUGCGGCUGCGCAGCGGGCGGCCCCACCACGUGAAGAGGCUGGUGCUGCUCACGCCCGCGGGGUUCCACGAAAUCGUGCCGUGGGUGUUCCAGCCGGUCAUCCGCGCCAUACCAGUAGCCAUGGCCCUCAUGCGGCUGCUGUUCGGGGGCGCCGCAGGUGAGGGCACGCGUUAG
Messenger RNA from Monoraphidium neglectum, 1797 nucleotides. RefSeq lists its product as hypothetical. The coding region runs from base 1 to 1797 and encodes 598 amino acids. The record is from RefSeq and is a predicted model, not a curated record. The transcript has 7 exons. Gene Ontology annotation, biological process: lipid metabolic process. NCBI's taxonomy places the organism in Eukaryota, Viridiplantae, Chlorophyta, Chlorophyceae, Sphaeropleales, Selenastraceae.